Messenger RNA from Pimephales promelas (fathead minnow), 4212 nucleotides. The record is from RefSeq and is a predicted model, not a curated record. NCBI's taxonomy places the organism in Eukaryota, Metazoa, Chordata, Actinopteri, Cypriniformes, Leuciscidae.
UUAACCUUUACCAUAACAACGGGUUGUCUUCUGGUUAACCACUACUGCUUGACUACAAACAUUUCUAAGAAACAAACGCAUCAGAUGCCUCUCUGCAGCAUUCAUCCGAUUUAUUAUGCGAAUGAGAAAAAUAAUGCAAUUCAUUCUUCUCAUGACUAAGCUCCUCGCGCGAAAUGAUCGGAAUGCAUGACGCUUGGCCUUGCGCGUGAACCUGUUCCUGAGCGCGUGGACCGUAAGGACAGGUGGUUUUAAAAGCAACAUCAGUCAGUCUCGCUUUCGAGGUAGGCUUAAACGUGACAGAGCGUUAAAGUGCCCGUAGUUGCGAUGUUUCUGUGUUCUACGUCCGAGGAAUCUCCGCUGUAAACACAAUACAGGUAAGAACACAGCUCUGACCAUCAAGUUGGCGAGUUCUUUCCUGGCCACAUGGGGCUUUUGUUUACUGCAGUUGGUGCACAGCUGAGUGUGUUGUACACCAGUUCUAAAACUCCUGCCAUCCAAUCAGCUUCAUCCUGCUGCGCAGGCGUCACUUCCUUCCCAAUGGAUACUGCAGUCAAUCUGUGUAUUCAGUAAAGUGUGUGUCUCUCCGCAGUGGUCCUAUCCGGGAUCCCCACUGCUAAAAUCCCACCUCCCAGCUGACCCACCCAUCCCCCCUUCCCUCACACACCCGUGCCACAUGAGGCCCUGCAGUGUGACUCAGUCAGUGGACAAACUUACACCACUCUGAGAGUCUGGCCCUGGCUUUCCCCAGCUGCACGCCUCAUUUUUUCCAGCGCAAGAGACUCCAAGUGUUCGUUUUUCCCAUUCUAUAAAGGCAUUCCUGCUAUGGCGAAUUCGCUGAGGGCAACUGUAAGAUUAAUGGCAAAGGACGAGAUCAGUGAGGAGAAGGAAGGAACUAAAGAAAUGGAGGACACCCUGGAAGAGCCCGCAGAAGAGGAAGAGAAUGAAGAAGAGAGAAAGGCACGGGCCGCAGCAGAGGAGACAGCGGCCAAAGAGAGAGCCGCUCAGAGGCAGCUCAUGACUAUAGAGGAGCUGGUGCAGACUGAGAGGAACUACCUGAAACAUUUGCAGCUCUGUACAGUCACCAUCAACAGCAACCUGCAGAAACUCCAGCCUCCUCCACCGAACCUAGAGAACAUGUUCCAGCACGUUGAAGAAGUGAUGGAUGUUUCCAGCAGACUCUUGAGCCUCUUAGACCAGGCACAGAUGCAUCACAGCGACACGAAAUACCUGCAAAUUCUCUGUGACUCUUUCCUUAGUCUGUCUCAAGAUAUAGAGAUGGCCUAUAAGGAAUAUCUUGCCAACUACAACAACAUCACUGCUCUAGAGAACAGCUACAAACAGAAAGAGGCCCUGUGGUUAGAAAUGAUCCGAAUCAUCAAGUCAUCUGCUCCUGACGUGAAUGCGUCCACUCUGAGUUUCUUCCUGGUGAUGCCGGUUCAGAGAAUCGCCCGUUACCCCCUGCUGCUCCAGACCAUCCAGAAACACACAGACCCCCGACACCCAGCCUACCUCAUCCUGGAGCACACCGCUCACACUGCGGUCCAGAUCAAUUGCAGGAUCAAUGAAUACAAACGCUUCCGUGAAGUGGCUGACAAGUACAAGAAGACCGAGAACCUGACCAUCAAGGACAAGAUUAAUCGACUCAGUGGCCACAGCAUUGCCAAGAAGACGGCCCGGUUUAGCCAGUACAUAAAGCAUGAGACAGGAAUGGUGCCAAAGCUAAAGGAUGAAGAAUAUGAUGCUCUUGCUGGCUUCUUCUUUGUCCUGGAGAGAGGCGUCUCAGAGCUUCAUGAUAACAUGGAGGCUUAUCUCCAACAUCUACAGAGGUUCCUCAGCUGCAGACCAGAGGAAGCUGAUCUUGAUCUGGAAGGGGAGAAAACUGCCUUGUUCUCUAAAGAAAUCACAGUAGCACUCAGACAGUGGAUUUACCCCUCAUAUGAGAGUCGUUUGAAGACACUAGUCUUUAAGCCCUUGAGCUCACUGCAAGAGCUGAUGGCUGGACCACGAAACCUCAUCCGCAAACGUCAAGACAAGCUCCUGGACUAUGAGCUAAUCGAGGAGAAGAGUAACCUGACUUUUGAGGAGCAAGCCGUAGCCAACACCUACAAGACCAUCAACACUCUGCUGCUGACCGAGCUGCCGCAGUUCAACGGGAAAGCCCUUCAGCUCCUGUGGGCCACGCUAGAGGCCUUCAGCUGCCUGCAGAGAGACCUGGCGGCAGAUAUGGAGCAGCUCGCCACCAGCUUUACCCAUCAGCUCCCACACACUUAUUUGGAAGCUGGUGAGUUCUGGAAGUGGGCAGAGACUUCGGUGCUGGAGGGUUCGAGGAGGAUGGAGAGCCUGUGUCAGAGUGUUCAAGAUGAGCUCAAUGCUCCCAUUGUGCAGCCGCCCAGUCCCGCGUGUGAGCAGCGUCUCAAGGCUCUGAACGCUAAGCAUAGCUCGGAGAAGAUCUACCAGCUGACAGGCCCUGUGGUGGGCACCCGUGACCUUGACCUGACCCUCAGUAAGGGAGAGCUGGUAGCUGUCGUCAGUGAGAUGGACACGAGAGGAGACCGUCGCCGCUGGCUGGUUGAUGCAGGAGGCCCGAGGGGAUAUGUGCCUGCUUCAAAACUGACACGCUACCACCAGCUGACUGUUGACCCUCCGCAGUCUCCACAUCUGAACGUUGUGCCCACCGGUCCAGGACCCCGAAGACACUCCUACACACCCGGAGCCCAGCCGCUCCUAAACAACGUGUCCACACCCUGUUUUCAGGUGUACGCGGGCUAUGACUUCACCGCGAGGAGCAGUCGGGAGAUUUCUCUGAGGGCUGGUGAGCCGGUGCGGGUGGUAGAGCCUCACGAUAAGCGCGGAAACAAGGAAUGGAGUCUGGUGGAGACGCGUGGCCAAAGAGGCUACGUCCCCUCCAACUACCUUGCCAUCCUCCCCUCUGUGAUCGCCUCACCCACCUUCCCUUAUCGCUAGCUGUGCAUAAUAUCCAUGACUAAACAUCAUCUGCUGCUGCUAAGAGUCUGCUAGCCAGUAUCCAAACACACACAGACCACGAGAAGCACUUUCCCUUUAGGGCUCAGUGAGGGGGCGGAUGGCUGCUGUUUGAUGCGUCAUUUGACUGGUGUAUGUACUGGAGUGGUGCUUGAGCCCUGCUGUGGAGUGGUCGUCCAUAUACUUGAUCUGCGCUUUGCCAAGGCCUGUUACUGGUGGAGAUAGUUUUAUCCAAUGAGAGAAAAGCUGCAGGGACAUGCAGAGACAUGCUGUGGUAGCGCACAGCUACUGGUGGAGUGUGCUGUUUCCUAGACUUACCGCUUGGAUCAACACCUCAGCCGCCUGUCAAAUGAUGCUUUGGGCUGCCCUGGUACUAAUUUGUCUGCUUUACUGUCUUACUAUUGAAGAAACUGAGAGUAUGGAUCUUAUUUUUAUGAGUCAAUCCUCUUUUGCACUGGUUUUUCCAGCUUACUUGAGAUGAAUAACGUCUGCAUUUUUAAAGACCAGAAUAUUCUUACAAAAUUAGUGUUUUUGUACCAUUUUAGGAAUACUUGAUGGGAAGUUUUAUUGUUAUUUAAAUGUAUACAGUGGAUCUAAAAAGUAUUUGGACACUAAGAACACAAAUUCCUAUAAAAUAAUGCAUGUCAUUAAUGCAUAGAUAACAAAAUAUCAAUCCAACUGAUAUAUGGUUCAAUAUUAAGGCAAAAAAAAAAGUGGUCGACUGAUAAUUGCGUUUUUAAAAAAAAAUAUUUGCAACAGCUGAAGAGUUGUCUGUUUGCCUGAUUAAUGUUGGCAGACUUUUAUUUUGACAGUGAUGAGAAGGCCUUAGGAUCUCCUGUUCUCCAAAUUGGAUGCGAAAAGGAGAAUUCUGUUGUCACUGGAAACACGUGAACGACAAAUUUUUAAGUUCUUUAUUUCAAACUAUGCUGUGCUAUAUAUAAAAUUAGCGUCGGCAGGUCUUUUUUUAAGAAAAUAUGAUUCCCAGUACGCACAGAUUUGCCAGAUUACUGAGUUUACAUUUUGCGUCCUUUUUGUGAAAAAUACUAUAAUAUGAAUACAGAAACUAGAAGUUGCUAUCUAAAGUAUAAAUCUUUGCAGGUUUACUUUUAAAUUAAGUUCAGUUAUUUUUUUAAAUGGAUUGAUUUUCAAAAUACUUCCAAUUUGGCAAUUUUUACAUUAAAAAAAGUAAAAAUUUUAUUCCAAAAUGUGAUAUUCGCUCUCUUUCCAUUA